AUCCGAGAUCCGAGUAGUCUCUCAUUCGGAUAUACGAUAUAGUAUAUUUAUAAGCACCUUAACGUACACUUGUGUUGUUUUUAAAAAAAGUAAUUUUCUAUCUGACAUUAACGUGCAAAAUAUUAAUCAACAUUAAAUUGUUGUUAUUCUUUUUGACAAUUAUUUUAAGAAAGUUUUAUUCAGACCAAAUUCAGACGUGUUCCAAAAAUGGGAGGCUAUAUUAGUAAAUUAUUUUACCACGAAGAACAUGAUAAAACUUAUGAAUACAAUACAUCGUCUUUAGUUUUGGAAAAUCGUGACACUUGCACUCCACAACCACAAAAGAAGAAGUCUCUCAUUGACCCCAGAUCGGCGACUCUAGGCAUAACUAGAACUCCAAUAGAGAUAUUAAAUACACCACAGAAAGAGUCUUCUAAUGUGAUUAGUUCUGUGCCGAAAUAUUUAAAACGCAAACCCUACUUAGAAACGAAUUUCGAUGUAACGCCACCGUCGAGGACUCUAGACAGAUGUUUAGAUCCUCGAUCACCAAGUGUAGAUGUACCACGGACUCCAAUAACUGUUGAAACAUUCCCCGAUAACGACACUCCAAAACACGCUAAUCCAACGAAAUACAAUAAAACCAAUUUACUUAGUGAAAUGCAUCAGAAAAUGUUAGGACUCGAUCCCAGAUCACCGGCAGUGGACUUUGAUAGAACGCCUAUUCUAAAACCAAAAACUCUCGAAAUGGAAAAACUCUGUUCCCAGGAAAAUUUGAAUACAAACGAAAAUGAAAUUAAACUGCAACCCUCAAGAUUAUCAUACUGUGAGACUGUAAAUUCGUCCGAUAUUAUCGAAAUUAAUGCCCUACCAGAUGUUACUUUGAAUAAUUCUCAAAAAUCAGCAAAUGAAAUUGCCGAGACAAGUUGUACGUCCAAUAGUGGUGCUUUAUCGAACAACAGUAUUGUUACUGUUUUAAGAAAGAGAAUCGAAUCUUCAUUGGAAGAUUCAAGCUCGUCAUCAGACUGCGCUCUUGAUUUGAAAAAAAUUGAAAAUUUCGAAGACAAAUUAAUAGCUAAUAAUUCUGACAAUUUAAUUAACAAUGUAUUAGACAUUGCGGAGAAAAUUUACGAGAAUAAAACGAAUGAGGUGGAGAAUAAAAUUAAAAUUUGGAGAGAUAAUCAGAGUCCAGUAGCAGAGGAAGAUUCGGAAUAUGACAGUGAAAGUGAAUCGGAUCAUUUAGAGAAUAAAAGUCCUAAAAAUGAUCUUGUCAUUGAAUAUGAUGACGAUGUUAGUGUGGUAGGAACUUUAAAGAGAACUGAGUACAACAGAAGGAAGAGUAUCUCAGUGGAGAAGAAGAAGAGGAAUUUCAGAAAAGAAGUCGAAACUAAGAAACCUUUCAGUCCCGCUAAGAAACAAAUCAGUGAAAUCAAAAAACCCGAAGUACUGAAUAAUCGUACACCGUUAAGAAACAGAUCAAACACGAACAGCCAACAACAACAAGGAUUUGAUUUAAAAUCGCCACAUUUGCUCCGUAAAGUUCUUCUCCCUUCUGCAAAAUUCCAGGAAAAUACUCCACCAAGAACCAAAAAAUCAGCAUUGAAAUCUAAAUUCAACAAUACUCAGUGGGAUGGAGACUCGACAAUUAUUAUUUAAAUUAUAACUUAAUUUUCUAUAAGUAAUUAAUUUUUAACAGAAAAAUACUUGCAUUUUUACCUAUCUGACCGAAGAAAUGCAAUUUUCAAAUUAUGUUUUGCAAAAUAGAAAAGAAACUAGAAUUUUUUAGAAAUUUAUAAACUUUUUACUUAGCGAAUAUUUAUAAAUAUACAUUUUACGCAUUUUUUUGCAUUGCUUGUCGUAUUUGAUUUUUGGCAAGUUCAAUCGAUGAUUUAAGAUUCUCACUAGGUCGUAUUAAUUGCGUCACGCUGAAAAUAGAAAUUUUGAAUUUAAUACGAUGUAAUAUUUGUUCUUUUUUACGACAAAAAUAAAAAUAGACUGAUUUUUAA
Molecule: messenger RNA, 1982 nt
Organism: Leptopilina heterotoma
Lineage: Eukaryota; Metazoa; Arthropoda; Insecta; Hymenoptera; Figitidae
Product: cell division cycle-associated protein 3-like
Exons: 5
Coding region: 208-1632 (474 amino acids)
Source: RefSeq, a predicted model, not a curated record